This is a messenger RNA of Acanthopagrus latus (yellowfin seabream), 3717 nucleotides long. It is a transcript of the gene maza, whose product is annotated as myc-associated zinc finger protein. The transcript has 8 exons. The coding region runs from base 1397 to 2779 and encodes 460 amino acids. NCBI's taxonomy places the organism in Eukaryota, Metazoa, Chordata, Actinopteri, Spariformes, Sparidae. The record is from RefSeq and is a predicted model, not a curated record.
ACCAAUAUUUUAUACAAAUUCUCAUUUAAUUUACUCCCAAAAUAAUACAGACAAAAGUCCAACUUCAGCUUGUCACAUAAUAAAAAAAAGUUUUAACAUCUUCUUAAAUAGGACACUGCCCGGUGUGUUACAGGGACGCCGAAUUCAUGAGCGACUACUACUGAAUAUAGUAGCAGGUCGUUUGCUUCCUAUCAUUACUGUAACUGUGGACGUAAAGCAAGCGUCGUGAAACUGAAGGUUUUCUGAAUGGAGUUUGGCGUGUGUUUCCGUGUGGCCCACUGAAGAAUGGACGUCAUGUGGAUCGAGGUUAGAUCCAGCUGUUGCACUUGCGCGCAUCGUUACCUUUAAGAUGCUGGAGGAUAAAGCCUUGAUUUAGCUAAACCCGACACCAUUUUAGCUAAGAGUUCGGUGCGUCUGCUGAGCGAGGUCCGGACGACCAGCCGUGUGCUCGCAGCGGUACCAGCGGACUCUCUCUCUCUCUCGAAGACGACGCGGGGAGAAAUAACGGCCGAGCUGAUUCCAUAAAUGUCGGAUUUCAUUAUUUGUCGGCCUACCGUGAAGAGGCGGCGGCGGCGGGGGCGAGAGGGACGGCACGAGACGAGCCGGGGUCCGCCAGGAGGGUGCAUACACAAAAUACUUUCCCUUUAAAGCAGAGAGGGACAGAGGGGGUGAAGAAGAGAUAAAAAAAGAAAAGGAAGAAAGACUGAGAGGGAGGGAGGGCGAGAGGGAGUGAGGAGAGGGGGUGAAAAAAAGAGAAAGAUGUCAUCCUGUCGAUUGAAACACCGAGGCGGAGCCAUGGACCGCGGCCGACCAGGAGCGCUCUAGUUAGGGGACGCGCGGUACGCAACGCCGAGGCUUGGAACCGACGCUGCGGCCUUCUUCUUUUUUUUUUUCUUUUUUUUUUUGUUGGAGCUAUCGCUAAAUAAAUGACUCCUGAACAGCUGCUGACUAUGAUUAGCACGUUUCGACUACAUCCUUCUCAUCUUCUGUAUACAAAUCCUCUCUAUUUUGCAUGCAAUUUCACCAGUUUUGAUUACAGUAGACAUAAGCAAAUGAUAUUAAAAACGCACCAUUAAAAGAAGCAAAGCAUGAUACCAACCAUUUUGUCGCAUUUACAAAAACCAUCUUGUCAGUGCCUGUUUACCGCCAACAGAUCGCCAUAUUAAUUCAUAACUAAUCCCUGAUAAGUGUUGGGUAGUUUAAGCUAAAUCUCGUCCGGUGUCAUCAUAUAUUUCCAUUAAUUACCCCGGGCAGGAGAGCUGCGGUACAGGCCUCACAUUGUGUUUUCAUAGCAGCCAGUUGGAGCUUUUCUUCCUCGGCUCCGUCGCCCUCCUCCUCCCGCCUCCUCCUCUUUGCUCCCCCGGCUGCUGAGCUCUCAGUCCCCGCAGAGUUCAGGAUGGACACCUCCUGGAGUAAUUUCCUCUUUCAGACGCCGUCGACUCAGAGCCAACCGGAGACGCCUCUUCAGUCUGAGCUGCUGCCCGAGCUGACCGGCACCGCUCAGACUCCUCCAGCCGAGCACAUCGUCACACCGCCGUCCACCGUCGACACCGCCGCCCUGAGCGAGGAGCCGCUGCCUGUCAAACCGCUCACCAAGCCGAGCCGGCCGGCCCACAUCUGCGCCACCUGCAACAAGGAGUUCAAGAACAGCUACAACCUGCGGCGGCACCAGUCAGUCCACACGGGCAUCAAGAUGAAGGACCGAGCCGCCCGAGAGAAGGAGGAAGCGGGGAAGGUGGCACGGGUGGAGAAGCAGAUGGUCCCCCUCUCCCUCCUCCACCUCACCCUGCCCACCCAGCCUCCCCCUCCCACCGCCGCCAUCCCUGACGCCCUCCCCCAGCCCGGCCAGCACGCCGACCAAGAGAGCCAGCCGGUCUCUGUGUCCAUCGCCCCGGCAACCGUAACCAUGGCUGCACCGCCUCAACCCAUCCAGGCAGCUGUUGUGGUCGUGGGCUCCAUGGAAACGAACCCCAACCCCAACCCCAACACCAACCAGGUGAGGAAGAACCACGCCUGCGAGGCCUGCGGGAAGGCCUUCAGAGACGUGUACCACCUGAACCGCCACCGUCUGUCCCACUCGGACGAGAAGCCGUACUCCUGCCCCAUCUGCCAGCAGCGCUUCAAGAGGAAAGACAGGAUGAGCUACCACGUGCGCUCGCACCAGGGCGGCGUGGAAAAACCGUACAUCUGUCCACACUGCGCCAAGGCCUUCUCCCGACCGGACCACCUCAACAGUCACGUCCGACAGGUCCACUCCACCGAGAGGCCGUUCAAGUGCACGACGUGCACAUCAGCGUUCGCCACGCGGGAUCGUCUCCGUGCCCACCUGAUCCGUCACGAGGAGAAGGUGCCGUGUCACAUCUGUGGGAAGCUGCUGUCCGCCGCUUACAUCACCGACCACAUGAGGGUCCACAACCAGUCGCAGCACCACGCCUGUCACCUCUGCAACCGCAGCUUCACCACGCUCACCUACCUGCGUGUCCACGCUCAGAAGCAUCAUGGUCAGGAGUGGAAGGAGAGCGGCGGGGCACGAGGGGGCUUCGGCGGGACGGGGGCCGGCGGCGUGCUGCUCUGCCAGCUGUGCGGGGUGCAGUGCAAGACGGCCACGCAGCUCCAGGGUCACAUGGGCACCCACGCCAACCAGGGCGACCCCACCCCCGACCAGACGAACGCCGGCCCCGUGGGCACCACCAGCGUGGCGGUCACUGUGUCCAGUGCGAGCACGGUGGGACUGCUGGUAACUGACUGCUCCAGUAUCGCCCCCCAGCCCCACAGCUAGCACGCUGGACGGGCGAGGGGGGGAGGCUGGGGAGGGACGGUGGGGCUGGGGGUGGAGGCGGGGGAGUUGGUUAAACGGAGGUGAAGGCAAAGGAGGAGGCGUGGAGGAGGACACAGAAGACAGCGUCCAAUCAGAUUUUUUUCUUACCUGACUGCCAACAGAGGACGCCCAGCGGGAGAAGCCGUCUGUCCUCCUCAGCACGGCGGCUGGAUUCAGGAGGACGGCGGCGUCCUCACACCUUCGUCUCCGGCUCACCUGCCACGAACACUGUACAUGUUUCUGUACGACGUCCUGCAGACGGGACGAGUCAAAGCCAGGGAAGAGACUGUGGAUCAGACAAUAAGGAAACCUCUGCUCAUCCAUUAAAAAGGAAGAUUAAUGUGUAUUUUUAUCCGUAUGGCUUUUUAGCGGUUAGCUGUUUGUAUUUGCCAUCAUGUCAUUGUUUUGAUUUCCAGCUGACCUGCACAGCCCGUCAUAAUUUUGUAAAGCCGUUGCUGUUUUUAGAUCAUUUAUAUUUCAUGAUAUCUGUGUUUGUUUCUAACGAGGAAGCUGAGCUGAAGACCUUCAGGAUCAAUUAUCUCAGUUUCUCCCCUAAUUUAUGACAAAACAGUCUCCAGUUUGCCUUUGUCAGACAGCUGACAGGGAUCAAGUGUUUCAGAUGGGCCAUCAUGUAAAUACACUUUUAUAAAGCUGAUAAAGGCAAACUACUAGAUGUUUGUGAAUAUUCUCCAUGAACAUUGAAUGUGCAUAACUUCUCUGCUUCAUAAGUUAUGAUCUUUGCUCUUAACGCUGGAUGCUGAUUUGUAAUUCUUGGACAGGUAAAUCGACAUGUGUACUUUGUAGCUACCUUGGUGACACAUUUCUGUGGCUGUGCAUAUUGAUUGUACUUGAUGCAUAGAGCGCCUCGUUACUACUGUAUUAAAAGGCAGUAAAAUGCA